AUGGCAACUUGUGGAUACACUGUGGCUCAUAUACACCCUGAUACGCUUGUGACUAUUGGACCUCCAUUUGUUCUUGGUGGGUGGUAUUUGUAUGGACGAUGGCGUAAGUCUCUUGCUGAAAAGAAUAGGAAUAAAGUGACGAGUCAUGAUGGAAUCAUACUGAUAUGUAAGUAUGAUGAAUCACUGUUGGAGAACGUACUUGUUGGUGUUGAAAAUGAGUUUGAUCAUUUUGUAGAGGAAGUUAUCAAGAUAGCAGAUGCUAGAAUAAAAGACUUUCUUUUUCAGAAGUCGGCAGAUCAACCGUUGCAGUAUCUUUUAGACGAAAAUCAACAAGUUUCGGUUCAUUUGAGUAAAGACUUAGAUCUGUUUGUUGUUGGAGAAGAUGGGUCAUUCAUUAAGCUUGCUAUGCCUAUGUUUUCUUCGUCCCUUGUUGAGCUGAGGAAAAGAGUAGGUACAACUGAAGUCUACUUGGUACGACAACCAACCGAUGAUGAUGUGAAAAAUGAUGCUUAUCGAUGUAGAAUUGAGGUUGUACCAUUUAAACAAUUGAUACUGAAAAGUGAUGUAAUUGUGAUUGAGACAAAAGAAUGA
Molecule: messenger RNA, 591 nt
Organism: Lizanozyma spartinae
Lineage: Eukaryota; Fungi; Ascomycota; Pichiomycetes; Serinales; Debaryomycetaceae
Gene: GOA1
Product: Goa1p
Exons: 1
Coding region: 1-591 (196 amino acids)
Source: RefSeq, a predicted model, not a curated record